Messenger RNA from Triticum aestivum (bread wheat), 1361 nucleotides. RefSeq lists its product as uncharacterized. Gene Ontology annotation, molecular function: protein binding. The record is from RefSeq and is a predicted model, not a curated record. The transcript is spliced from 9 exons. The coding region runs from base 1 to 1011 and encodes 336 amino acids. Lineage: Eukaryota; Viridiplantae; Streptophyta; Magnoliopsida; Poales; Poaceae.
AUGGCCGGCGCUGGAUCGAGCUCGUCUGGACAGGCAGAAGUUGGUGAACCGCUGAGACGCUGCUCCGGCUUUUGGGUCGAUUGGGAUGCAGACAAGAAAACCGGCCUUGUUUUGACAACUGCGCGGCUGAUUCGCACAAAGGACGCUCCUUACAGCGUCUGGACAGGCGGCCAAGAGUAUGCCCCUAAUGCUGAUGUCACUGUUCAUUUGCUAAAUGGCACUAGUGCAAAGGGCGAGCUGGUCUACUAUCAGCCCCAUUACGAUAUCGCUUUCUUGAAUGUUGAGGUUGAUCAACCAAUCAAGUUACCAUCUCUUUGUGAAAAAGAUGUAGAAUUUGCUCAAGAGGUUUUUCAGCUAGGAAGAGACAAUUCCUUAAAUCUAAGGAUAACAUAUGCUAGGGCAGAAUAUCUGAAUCCAACCAUGUUUGAGCGGCACCACAACGUGUACUUUUGUUCUCCAGAUGGCCCUGAUGAUUAUAAUAAUGAGUACGACAAUGGGGGGUUAGUUAUUGACUUGAAUGGAAAAGUUGUUGGAAUGGUCAACGACCCUGAGAGAUUUGGGUCUUUUAUACCUUCUUCCAUUUUGCUCAAUUGUUUGGAUUCAUGGAAGAAAUAUCGGUACAUUGGUCGGCCUCAUCUUGGGAUGAGGUUUGAGGCCAUCAAGCUUCUAGAGCCUUCUCAUGUUGACAUGUUAUGUCGUAUGUAUAACAUUGAUGACGGUCUUGUUGUUAGAGAGGUGUCGAAAGGAUCUAAUGGUGAGAUAUGUGGAAUUCAAAAAGGUGAUCUUAUUGAAUGUAUUAAGGGAAAAUGCAUUUCUACCACAAUUCAGUUGGAAAAUCUGUUGAUGAGCAUAUGCAAAGGCCCUUCAGAUAGUAAAAAUGGCCGUAAUACUGAAGUUCAUAUUUCUGUUGGGUUAUUUCAAACACUCAAAAAAUGCCGAAGGACCGUAGAGUUGACUGCAACUGUAUCAGACCUUGGAGAAGUUAUUGCAAGAGGUACUAGAGUCUCUUGAACUGGCUGCCGGGAAAAGAAAAGGUUUCCAUAUUAGAUGUAGUGUCUAGUGGAUAUUAGAAAUAACUUGUGUACAUAUAAUUUAGUGCCCCUUGUUCUGUUUUGCUAAAAAAAACAAGAGCACUAGCUAGAACCAACUUGCUAAUGUCAUGUGAAGAUAGUAUCUCAGAGGGCUGUUAGACUCAAAGAAAGGCUCAGUAUGAUCUCAGAUACAUGAGGAAUAGCAGCUGGCGAGGUCAUAGUGAGUGAAUGCCCUAUCAUCUCUUCAAGGCUCCUUCCUGCAUAAAGGGUGUGAGGUCCCAUGUUAAAUACGGAAAUAUGUUAAUGUUCUUGGAAUGAUGUUUUGCUUGA